AUGCUGUCCCAGCAGAGACCCAGCCUGGGCGAGCCCCGCCGUGCCAGCCCCCCAGCCCACGUGCGAGUGUGCAUCUGCCUGCGCCCCUGCACCCAGGGGGACCCCUGCAUCCGCAGCCUCGAUUCCCGCUCCCUGGAGAUUAUCAACUGGAGGAACAAGAUGGAGACUAUGCAGUACCAGUUCAACACCUUCUAUGGCGAUCAAGCUACUCAGCAUGACAUCUACACCGGCUCCGUGCAGCCUGUCCUGUGCCACCUGCUGGAGGGGCAGAACGCCAGUGUGCUGGCCUAUGGGCCUACCAGUGCUGGUAAGACAUACACCAUGCUGGGCAGCCCAGAACAGCCAGGUGUGAUCCCACGGGCGCUGUGGGAUGUCCUGCAGAUGACACGGGAGGCGAGCUGCUCACCCGGGGCUGAGGAGUGGGACUUCUCCGUCUCCAUGUCCUACCUGGAGAUCUACCAGGAGAAGGUGCUGGACCUGCCGAUCCGGGAGGACCGGGACCAGAACAUCCUGAUUCCGGGGCUGACUGAGCAGGAGCUGAGAGGCUUUGGGGACUUCGAGCAGCACUUCCUGCCAGCCAGCCGCAACCGCACGGUAGCCUCCACUCAGCUCAACGACCACUCGAGCUGCAGCCACGCCAUGCUGCUGGUGCGGGUGGCACGGAGCCAGCGGGUGCCCCCCCACCGCCGCCAUGUGGCCAAGCUCUGCCUCAUCGAGCUGGCUGGCUCUGAGGACAACCGGCGCACUGGCAACCGUGGCCUGUGGCUCAAGGAGAGCGGAGCCAUCAAUGCCUCCCUGCAUCUGCUCAGCAAGGUGGUGGAUGCCCUCAACCAGGGGCUGCCCCGCGUGCCGUACCGCGACAGCAAGCUCACCCGCCUGCUGCAGGACUCCCUGGAGGGCUCGGCUCACAGCGUGAUCAUUGCAAAUGUCGCCCCGGAGCAACACUUUUAUUUUGACACACUGAGCACACUGAACUUAGCUACCAAGUCCAAGCAGGUGGUGAACCGGCCCUUCACCCAGGAGACACUGCAGGCCCCAGCUGCACACAAGAGACCUCCCGAGGACCCUGGAGCUGGCAGUGAGGGUGCCGGCCCCGGAGCCAAGAGACCUCCCGAGGAGGAGCCCCCCGAGGCUGAGCCGCUCAGCUCCCUCAGCGGGGGGGCCGGGCAGAGGCUGCCGCUACUCAGCACCCCCCGGCGGGAGCGGGUGGCCGUGCUGCGCCAGCUGGAGGAGACGCGCCGUGAGCUGCAGAAGCUGAAGGAGAGGCAGAAGGAGCGGGAAGCCGUGGCGCUGCUGGACAAGGCCUGUCAGCCCAAGCCUCUGCACCACAGCGAGGCCCCCGCCGGGGCCCAGAAACAGACUGUGGUCCUCCCCCUGCAGCAAGUGCAGACCCCCGUUGGGCAGCAGGCCAUGCCCAGUGGAGCCGAAGGGUCAUGGCGUCACGAACAGGAUCUUGGGGGGUCCCCCGCCCACCAAAUACUAACGGACCUGGUGCAAAAACUAGAAGGGGUUCGGAAGCCCAAGAAACUGUGGCCUGAUGUAUACAAACCCCAAAAGGUGGCCACAGUUGCCUGUGAAAUACUGGCCCAGGCCCUUGAUAAGGAAUCACCUGCCAUGAUUGCCACCCCGCCUCGAGAAAAACCCCUGGUUGCCUGGUUAAAAGCCUACGCCCUGCAGGGGGUCCUCAUCGGGAACCUUUUAACUUUACAGCAAAUCCGUGGACUGUCGCUUGGUCUGGAGGCCCUCACCAACAUCACAGCCGAAGGGCUUCGUCGAACCAGCGACGCGCUCACAAUCCUGGCCAACUACGCCAAGCAGAACCAUCUCCUAAUCCAGACCAUCCUACAAAAGGACUUGUAUCCCCUACCUGCUGAUGUCGCCAUGGAGCAACACUUUUAUUUUGACACGCUGAACUUUGCUGCCAAGUCCAAGCAGGUGGUGAACCGGCCCUUCACCCAGGAGACGCUGCAGGCCCCAGCUGCACGCAAGAGACCUCCCGAGGACCCUGGAGCUGGCAGUGAGGGUGCCGGCCCCGGAGCCAAGAGACCUCCCGAGGAGGAGCCCCCCAAGGCUGAGCCACUCAGCUCCCUGCUGCCCCUGGAGCAGCUGGACCCAAGGCUGGUGCAGCGGCUGCUGGUGCUGGAGCAGCUGGAGAAGCAGCAGGGGGGGGCCGGGCGGAGGCUGCCACUGCUCAGCACCCCCCGGCAGGAGCAGGUGGCCGUGCUGCGCCAGCUGGAGGAGACGUGCCGCGAGCUGCAGAAGCUGAAGGAGAGGCAGAAGGAGCGGGAAGCCAUGGCGCUGCUGGACAAGGCCUGUCAGCCCAAGCCUCUGCACCACACAAGUGCAGACCCCCGUUGGGCAGCAGGCCAUGCCCAGUGGAGCCGAAGGGAUCCUGGUCAUACAAAGGAAGCAGGGGCCGAGAACCGGGCCCUGGGCUGGGAGCUGGUGUCGUGCCCCGACCUGCUGGCGCGGAGCCGGGAGAACCUGCUGGCGCGGCUCAAUGAGGGCGAUGCCAAGGAGCUGCAGGCCCUGUGCAGCAUCGGGGACAAGAGAGCCCAGCGCAUCCUGGCCUGGAGACAGCAGCACGGGCCCUUCAGCCAGGUGGAGGACCUGCAGCAGGUGGAGGGGAUGACAGCCCGACACGUGGCCUCUUUCCUGAAAGCAAACCUGCUGAGCGCCCUGGGCUGCGACCCGUUCGCGCUCCCGCCCCCCGCUCAAUAAAAGUCUCUGUAUCUGUCAAAAAAGAAAACCUGAGAUGCAGAAAAGGAGGACUUGGGACAAGAUUUUGCAGAAUUCAUGGCAGAGUCACAGAGGGAAAACUAUGCUGUACAUUAAGACCCAGAGGUAGAAAGAAAUACAGAAGAUCCUUGCAGCUGCCAAGGAUAAAUCACAGUGGCCAGGGAAAGUGUCACUGUGGCCAAGAACAGUAUUGUCAUGGUGAAGGAGAGCAUGGGAAGAGACGCAGAGGCAGAGGCAACUCAGACACUACCCUAAGCCAGAAUGCCCUCCUGCUAAGCAAGCAGGCCCUGCAGGCCCAUAAUUUGGGACCCAGCCAUGUCCUUCAGUCCCUGGACUAUGCUGGCUACUGAGACAGAAGCCGCUCCUACCCUCCGCAUCCCUGCAGCGGUGCUUCCAGCAGAACCCAUUCACUUUGGUGUGCAGAGGUAAGAUCUGAGAAGACACUUGCACCUGGGAGACCAGCUCUUUUGAGCCCUGCAACCCCCCUGAGAAUUUUGAGCUGAGGCAGUCAGUCCCAGAGCCGAUGCCAGUAAGAGGAGACAGAGACAAGGCAUAUAUUCACCUGUAACUUUACACAAUCCCUCCCUCCCACAACAAAACUGUUGUGUAUUUAAAGUGGUCUGGCUGUUGCACUUUGAACUUUGUUUGCACUGUUGCAGGAAUUAAAGUAACCAACUACACACAAACUUUUAAGAAGAUUAUGUUUAGA
Mauremys mutica (yellowpond turtle) is the source of this 3448-nucleotide messenger RNA. RefSeq names its product kinesin-like protein KIF22. Gene Ontology annotation, molecular function: microtubule motor activity; ATP binding; ATP hydrolysis activity. Gene Ontology annotation, cellular component: microtubule; kinesin complex. Gene Ontology annotation, biological process: microtubule-based movement. The record is from RefSeq and is a predicted model, not a curated record. NCBI's taxonomy places the organism in Eukaryota, Metazoa, Chordata, Testudines, Geoemydidae.